Molecule: messenger RNA, 4842 nt
Organism: Triplophysa rosa
Lineage: Eukaryota; Metazoa; Chordata; Actinopteri; Cypriniformes; Nemacheilidae
Product: solute carrier family 66 member 2
Exons: 5
Coding region: 387-1112 (241 amino acids)
Biological process (GO): retrograde transport, endosome to Golgi; phospholipid translocation
Cellular component (GO): endosome; trans-Golgi network
Source: RefSeq, a predicted model, not a curated record
GCUUUGUGCAGGAAAGCUGAUUCUUUGUCUAGUUAAUUUACAUGCAAAAGUUAAUCUUUGCUAGGGAAUAGUAGACGGCCUUUCUCCAUAAUUUGGUUUGAUACGAUCUUGUGGUAUGAUUUUCCUUUUUCUUCUUCCCUGUGUAACAUUAGACUCGGUCGUGAAAGCUGCGUGCGGUCAAACCCACAUCUCCAAACUGCAUCAUCAGCCUGAUUUAGAUGAGAAGUAACGUUACAUGAGGCAGCAUGUGCUCACGAGAACCUGUGCUGCCUGCUAUUAUACUUGUCAAACGAGUCUUCGCCCGAAACAAGGUCAAAUCUGUGAUCAAGUGUGCUAUCAUACAGAGGAUGGGAGUGUAGAGACAGUGUGUUUGUGAGAAUCGAGCGAUGGAGCAGGCACCAGAGGAGGACAUGGAAAGCUCAUGGACUCUGCUCUCCUGGCUGGCCUCAAGUGUGAUGGUGUUCGGAGGCGCUGUGCCCUACGUCCCCCAGUACCAGGAGAUCCAGAGGACCAAUAACGCAGAGGGUUUCUCCACAAGAGUCUGUCUGGUGCUGCUUCUUGCCAACAUACUGCGCAUUUUCUUCUGGAUAGGGAAGCAGUUUGAAAUGCCCUUGCUCCUGCAGAGCGUGGUGAUGAUUCUUACAAUGUUGGCUAUGCUGCAUUUGUGCUGUUCCAUUCAUGCCAGUAACCGCGUCAGUACCAAACAACACCACAUCACAGAUUUGGACUUUAGGCAUUUCUGGAGCUGGAGUUCAUUUGAAGACUAUCUGAUCUUCUGUUUCGGCUUCACGCUGCUUUGUGCUUUUAUAACGUUCGUCUUUCUGGACUGGGUUCUGUUUGUGGAGGCUUUGGGCUCUUUGGCUGUGAUGUUUGAAGCCAUGCUGGGCCUUCCUCAACUGCUUCAGAACUACAAUAACAGAUCUACUCGAGGCAUGAGUGUAAAGAUGGUGCUUCUAUGGACUGCAGGUGACAUCUUUAAGACCACAUACUUUGUGAUCAAUGAAAGCCCCACACAGUUUCUGGUCUGUGGUUCAGUGCAGAUCCUGAUUGACAUUGCCAUUCUGGUCCAGGUGGGAUACUAUGGCCAAGACUCCAGAAGCAAACUGGGCUGACCUCACAUUUGAACGAUAAUGAUGAGGUUCACCACUCCUAAAUGAGGACAUACAGUACUACGUUACAUGCCUGUUGCAAAACUGUGCUGUUACUUUUUCCAAUGUUUUUUAGUGAGAAAAUGCAUGUACUGGGGUCUAUAAACCUGACAUGGUUGCUUAAUUUGAAAGCAUAUGGAAUCUAUAUUUGUAAACAUUUUUCAUUGGAAAUGAUAUUAGCAUAGAGUUGCAUUAAACAAUUAAUGUGCUCUUAAAUGACAAAAUACACUAAAGCUGGGUUGGACUUUGCAAAACCUUAUAAUCCGUGUUAUCCUAUUGUGAUUUGGGAAUCACAACAAUCCAAUUGUGUUGUACAAUUUGACUUUUUGUACAAAGUUAACACGGUUAGAUUUGAUUUGUGAUCAAGAAAUCAUGCAGAAUCUUACAUACAUUUCAUGUUUUAUGUGUUGUAAUUAUUAAUCUAGGUUUUUAUUAGGUUUCAAGUAGUUUUUGCUCUCAGUUUUUCAAUGUGCAGGCCUUUAGACCCCAUUAUUUAUUUACAUUUUUAUGUCACAAACACACCUGUGUUUAUGUACGUUUCCUCCUAAGGUUAUUUCUCUUACCAAAUGACCGUUCACUUUGUUAUGUUUGGGAUAUUUGUCUGUUUACCAGCAUUUGGGAGAGCUGCUACAUUCUCAGUGCAGCUGAACCACUGGGAAAUUUAGGAGCAUGUGCCAAUUGCAUCCCAAACUCAAUUCAAACUGCUAGCUCAUUUAUCAACAAUUUGUUGUCCUUUUUUUCAUUUAAGAGCACUUACACACUGUUACUUGCAAAGUUGCACACAAAAGGCUGCAUAUUAAACAGCAUAUUGAUGUUAGACUUUUAAACCCAAGUCCAUUUCCUGAUUUAUGGUUUUAUUGCCUAAUUUUAAUUACCUGCAUAAUAUUAGUGAAAAUGCAUGAAGGGCGUGCCAUAAAUAUAUAAUGUAAAAAUGAUAUAUCAAAUUGGAUUGCAUUGCUAACAUAAAAAACGAUGGAUUAGUUGUGUUUUAUUAUUCACAUAGAUCAAUAGUCCCAGGAAGUAAUUUCACUAAAAGAUUGUGGAAAAGGUAUUGUGGAAUUGUAUUGUGGAUUAUAAGUGGAAAGGUAUUGUGGAAUUGUCCGACUGCACUGGAUACCCCUGUGAUAUUACACAACAAAAAAGCCAAUGAUGGACAAACGUUGAGUAAUCUUGGGUUGAUAGCCUUCUUUGUCCUCCAAAGAUGACAUCUCCGCCUGACUAUUACCAGUCUUAUAUCAUCCAUAUGUUUGUCCAAGCACAUUACGCCAAGAUGAAGGGCAAUCUGCACAGAAAUUGACAUUUGGACUGUUUUCAUGUUUCAAGUUAAUGAAGCUGGUGAUAAACGUACAGUCACCUCAGUUUGACUCAUAGUGUAGUUGAUCAGUUCUGAUGAUCUCUCAUCGUAAAACAGUCCCACUCCAUUAAGUUACCAUUCACACACCGUGAGGCAUGUAUUUUGUCACUGCAAAAUAAUGUUACUUUAGCUUUAAAUCCUGCUUUAGCAUUUUAGCGCUACUCAGGGGGAUAUAAAUGUGGCCUUUGAAAAGCAGUUUUAGAUUCCAUCUUGGUUUUUGUUUUGGCUCCGUCUCUUUGCACCGUCUGGCUUAUAUUUCACACUAACAUGGAGCUAUUAAGCCUGGUGGCUCCCUUAGCAUGUGGUUAUUAUGGAUGAUUCCAUAGCUUCGGUCUCUCAGCUGUUUCCUAUCUGCAUGGGCAGGUUUUAUCGGCUUUAGUUGUUAUUGUGGUAGGGCUGUGUGUGAGGGAAAUCUUUGCUCUGUUGUGCUGUUAAUCUCCUCAACAUUAUCAGCAGCUAUAUCUGGCCCCAGCAAAUCUUAAAACUAAUAUCACAUAUAUUCACAUGAAACUAUAAAACAUGUCUGUCCAGUCAAACUGUGCCAUCUCAGGUGUUGCUCUUUAAAGUCUCAGGAGACAUGAUGCAGUAUAUCUGUUUUGUGUGUUUUAAGUAUUCAAUUUGUCUUUCUGAUGUCUCUUCUAAAGUUAUACAAAUAGUAUUAUUGGAAUUAAAUUAUGUAGAUUAAGGGUAGAGGCAAGGGGUAAUCCACAGCUAGCCGUGGGUUAAAGGGUUUUUACGGAGGGUUUUUACAGAGGGUGGUUGCCUCUGCGAAGUGCAUUAAAAUCCUUUAACGCACGGCUAGCUGUGGAUUAUCCCGCUUAUACCAUGGUCAUUUGCCAAGUUAAAGCUGUUAUUGAUGUCUACAGUGUCAUUUUAGAUCAAACAGGUGAAAAUGACAUUUAUUUUCGUCAGUUCAUUUUAAAUGUGAUCAAAGUGACUGGAGCUACCCGUGCGUUAAAGGGUUUUAAUGCACACCUUCCAGCCAAUCAGAAUCGAGUAUUCAAAAAGACCAUGGUAUAAAGCCAUUGAAUGAAAAGCAUGUCUCAGAUUUAAUGAACGUUGAAGAGAGUUGUUGUGAUUCUGAUUGCAGAUUUUUGUAUCGUGGCAUACACUGUAAAAAACUGUAAUUUUACCUUUUUAUUUGAUAGAAUUUUCACGUAUUUAUGAAAUGCAGUAAAAUAUAGAAAUAAACAGCAAAUUGACAAGUUUAGUGUACGAUAAUAUGAAAUACAUGUCAUUUUAAAAACUCUGCCAAAAUAUUUGUUUUUUAUGGGAUUCUUUACAGUGUAUGUGAGCACAAUCUGAGAAAUUAGGCUACUAAACAUCUGAGAGACUGGAGAGAAGUCCAUACAGGUAUUUGUACUCCUUGUUAUCUCUGUUGUUGUCUAUGAGAAACAGUUGAGAUAUUAAAAGAGUUUUUUAUUUUUUCCCUUUCCUUUGGGUCAGUUCUUUUCUGUACCUGUCUUGAACCCAAAUCCUACAUUUCUUGUUAUAUAAAGACAUUCAAGUUUUUUUAAACAAUUAUGCAUAUCUUUCUAUUGUAUUGUAUAAAUUCAUGUUUAUCAAUUUCAGUUUUGUUAGUUGCACAUGACCGGUAAAUAGCUUUGCCAAGCUCAGUCAUUUUCUCAUCUUUGGUAAGGAAAUCGCUCUGAUAAGCAAGAUAAUGGUCUAUUAUGUGUUUAAUGUUGUGAGAUAAUGACCAUUUAAUGUUACCUUAAUGUUCUGAAUGUUUUUGUCUUUUAAGUCAUGUCAGAAAAGCACCAUGCAAUUUGAGAUAAAAAACAAGUCUUCUUUAUGAAUACAGUUUUUAAAUAUAACAAUAUCAGCCUAUGGAACUGUCGGAUGGGAUGUGUUUGCUACUGUAUAUUUGUCAUAUAUACAAAUUAUUGGGAUAAAAUAUUACUGUAUAAAAGCAUUUGUUUUUUAUUUAAGAGAAACAACACACAAUUCUCUGUUCUACUUCUAUUUUAAAUAACGUUUUUAUUAUUUAUUCUUAUUGUUAUUCUACAGCUUGCAAGCCUACAUUGUCUGCCUGUUUUGAAGCACGAUCUGUAUUGCUUGUUGAAUUCUCAAGACUUGAUGUUAACUGAAUUGUUUGGAUUUGCAAAGCUCCAGCAACAUACUUUAUUUAUAUAACAUCUACUGCAUGAUUGCCCAUUUUAAAUUAAAUGUAAAUUGCCUGUGUGACCAGUGUAGUGGGGUGUAAAAUUGAAAACUCAUAUUCCAUUCGUUCCUGAUUCUGUACUCUGGGUGUGAGGCAAGUGUCAUUUCUGGAUAAUAAAGAGUUUCACUGAUCCAAAAGUGUUAAGCUCUACCACGUUCUGACCCACAGUCCUGAAG